Messenger RNA from Myzus persicae (green peach aphid), 1331 nucleotides. RefSeq names its product thioredoxin-related transmembrane protein 2 homolog. Bases 239 to 1081 code for a protein of 280 amino acids. Lineage: Eukaryota; Metazoa; Arthropoda; Insecta; Hemiptera; Aphididae. Gene Ontology annotation, cellular component: cytoplasm. Gene Ontology annotation, molecular function: oxidoreductase activity, acting on a sulfur group of donors, disulfide as acceptor. The record is from RefSeq and is a predicted model, not a curated record. The transcript is spliced from 5 exons.
GCCUGUAUUCGUGAUAAUAUGGCACCGUGUUAAUGUGUUAUUAAAUAUCAAUAAUGCAAUAUUGCAAUUUUGUAAUAUUUUGUUGAAUAGAAACAAAAUUCGUUUCUUUUGAAUAUCUUCUGGAGUAAUUUCGUUGGUUUACAUUAAUUAACAUUCCGAUCGACGAUAACGAACUUCAUCUUCAUCUAUUAUAUCUAGUUGCUUUUAUACAAGUGCAAAAAGCCAUUGUUUAUUCACAAUGGUGAUACAAAAGAAAGAGUUGAUUCUCUUACUAAAACCUUAUUAUUGGAUUAACAUAAUACUUACGUGUUCGUAUGUGUUUUGCAAAAAGACGGAUAUGUUUUGUCAAUAUAUAUUCUCGCCAACUGAAAAGACUUGCGAAUUAGAUGCUAAAGAAUUGGAAAUAUUACUAUUCCUCAUGAUUGUUGUAAUGAUUCGGACAAGAAAAGCUGGAAGUGUCACUAUGUUAGCUUAUCUCUCAUCCAGUUUCUUGUACACUAAAGGAGCAAAUUUAUUAUUGUGGUUCUAUGCAGAUGUUCGAUUUGGUUUAUUCUUCACUGCUGUUAUUAUUGUUGUAAGCUUAUGUCUACCAGAGCCAACAUAUUCAGGCCCAGAAAAUGUGUUGUACUUCAGAUCAUUGGCCACUUUAGAAGAAGCUCUAAAAGAAAAUAAACAGCAUACUGUAUGGCUUGUUUGUUUUUAUACUGUGUGGAAUCCUACGUGUGCUAAUUUUGCUCCAAUAUUUUCACAAUUAUCUGUUCAGUAUGAUACAAAAUAUCUUAAAUUUGGUAAAAUAGAUAUAAGUCGAUAUCCUGAUGCUGCUCAAAAAUAUAAUAUUAGCGAUUCAUCUUUAAGUCGACAAUUGCCAACUGUUAUAAUGUUCAAAAAUGGAGUAGAAGAACUUAGAAGACCAACUUAUGAUAGCAAAGGAAAAAUAUUUAAAUUUUUUUUUACUGAGCCCAAUUUCAAAGCAGUUUUUGACUUGAACAAUGUGUAUAAUCAAUGCAAGUUAGCGGAUAAGAAGAAAAAUAGUGAUGUAGAAGAAACAUCGAAAACUAAUAAGAAAGAAAAGAAGACAUAAAUCAUUUUGAGUAACAGCAAGAUGUAUUAAAAUGUUAUGGGCGUGUGUUUGUGUUAUGAUUUUAUUAUCUGUUUAUUAUUGACAUUAAUGUUGAACUAAAACAUGUGAAUGUACUGUUCUUUAAUUUCAGUCUUUCUCUGUGGAAUUGAUGUUAUACUGAAAACAGUGUUGUAACUUUGAUGAAUGUAGUUGAGAUCAUGGGAUCAUCUGGAUUUUGCAUUUUUAUUUAAAACUUAAAUCAAUAAAAUAU